Molecule: messenger RNA, 3786 nt
Organism: Limulus polyphemus (Atlantic horseshoe crab)
Lineage: Eukaryota; Metazoa; Arthropoda; Merostomata; Xiphosura; Limulidae
Exons: 16
Biological process (GO): lipid transport
Molecular function (GO): lipid carrier activity
Source: RefSeq, a predicted model, not a curated record
GACGACGACAUCGUAAAAUCCUUCGUGUCUACUAAAUACAACAUCAGCGGAACAGCGAACAAUCUGGUAAUUGAAAGCAUUCUGAGUGAAGGAAAGUCAGUUUUCAAUGUUUAUGGAGACGAACUAAUUAUAUUUGCUCACCAAAAUGUGACACUUCGUUCAGUGGUUCCCACUCAAGAAAUUUUUGCGGAAAUCUACCGACCAAUAAAACACACCAGCUUGGUCUUCGAGCUUCCCAAAUCUCAAGAAACCAUUCACAACGUCAUUCCAGAACCGGAACCUUACAAACCUACGUUUCCACAACGUUUUAUGGAGAAAACCUAUCCGUACCCUGAGCGGAAAUACACCCAGUCGCCCGUGUUUCACCAUGAGUUUGAUCCAUUCAGCAACUUCAAGAGACCCUAUGAUUUUCAGAAAAAAGCGUACCAUGAAGAACAACUAAAAACCUACCCUGAAAACUAUCUUCCCACUCAGGAGAACUAUGACAUUCCCUAUCUAUCCGUUUUUAGUCCUGUCAGUCCUACAGAGAUGAAGAAUAUGGUCCGAAAUAUUCUGGAAAGCCUGACUGUGGAUAUAAUCCGUGCCGAUUUGUCAGUAUCAGAAGUCGUUUCUUAUAAAGUGAUCAAACUCGUCAGAGCCCUGUCUGUUCUGAAGGUUACUGAUCUUCAUGAGUUGAUCCGUGAUGUAAUUCCAACACAACAGAGGUACAAAGUGUCAGAAAGGGAGCAAGUGAUGAGGAAGCUGCUUUUAGAUGCCCUUCCUCUAAGUGGAACCAAUGAUGCCGUUGUCAUUAUCAAAUACCUUAUUGAGAAAGAACUUGUGCUCGACUUCGAGGCUCGUGAGCUUGUCGAGGGUCUGCCGAAGAAUAUCGUUUACCCGAGAGAAGAAACGAUUCAUCUGUUAUACGAAUUGAUGCAACUCCAGAAAGUCAAAUCAAAUCGACUUCUUCUGGGAUCUACAAGCUUGGCUUUCGCUAGACUGGUUCGAGACGUUUGUGUAAUACCUCAUCUAAAUUACGCUAGACAUGAAACAAGGGAAGAAUAUCUGUAUAAACCACAAACCCAAGACGACCUUAUACUUUCACUCUGUCACCCGGAAGUUGUUGAAAAGUAUGUCAAGAUAAUCAGUUUUGAAGUCGACAGUUCUGAAUCAACUUGGGUCUUGAACAUUAAGAAAGGAAUUCUAAGUCUGCUACAGGUUAACCUUGGAAAACAGUUGUCUCAAAGGAUUAGGCCCAACACCGUAGAAACGGAGGACAUACUACCUGAAGUGUUCGCCGUUUAUGAAGACAGCAUUGGCGGCAACUGUGAAACAUGGUACACUAUCGACUCCAACCCCAACCCAGAGCUCCCAAUGAUGCAUCCUGUUCUGAACAUCAGCAAGGUUAGAAACUACAAGAAUUGCAUCAAACGACCUGUCUUCGGACACAACAACCACGCUAUCCGUGGCUGUCCUUGGCUUUGUUCCCAUGUAGAUCCAAAAAUGGCGGUGCCUGGUAUGGAGCCUCUGAAAACGUCAAUUCCGUGUGAAUGUCCAGCUGGAUAUGAUAUCAUUCUUCCACUAGUCACCCCGAUCUUUUUCAACACGGCUGAGCCGUAUGAGAUCAGGAUCGCGGCUUUUACUGUGAUUCUCUAUAGCAACCCCCCACUGCCAAUCCUCAACCGAAUUGUCACUCGCUUAUGGCUAGAGAAAAAUAAACAAGUGGCUAAUGUUGUGUACACUUCUUUGAAAAGCUUGAGUAACACUACCAUUCCCUGCUAUCAGAACCUAGCUCAGAAGAUUCGUCAAGUUAUGGGUGAGCUGAAACCAGUGGAUUUUGGAACGAGUUAUUCAUUUCUUAAAAUGGCUGAAUUUAAUGAUAUUCCACGUGACUACAGCUUUCACGUGCUGUAUGAAUGGGUUCACAGUAACGUUUCCAUAAUCCCUCGUGCAGGAUAUCUUGGUGCUAUGCAGAACAUCGGGCCUUUCUGGGACCUUCCUGUAAAUUUCGGAUUCGUAUUCAAGGGCUGGGAUCAAAUCUUGGACAGAUUAGUGACCCACAGUGAUAUUCUGUCGGAAUUAUCUACCAUCCUGUUCGGUCCCAGGAAGUACGGUGUGGAAAGAUUGCAGCAGGAAUUUGAUGAAAUUAAGACCAAGUUAAACUUGGUUUUUCGUGAACCUGAAGACCUGAAGGCCAGCGUAUUCUUCCAGCUAUUCGAAAGAACUUCAAUUUACACUUUGGACAAGGAAUAUAUUAGUGAAAUGCUUCAGCACGCAAUCAAGUUUUACAGACAACUUGAAGAUCAAGUAAGAGCAGGAAUACCAUGGCACUAUGUUAAGGUUAUUCUACCUUCCAGCUCCUUCAAAGUACUACCUUCAGAAACAGGUCUGCCAGUCGUCAUUUCCAACCAAAAACCAACCAUAAUGUCUUUACGUAUUAGAAAUAUUUAUGUGCAGCUUCCAAGCAGCGGCUACUAUUCUGGGGACGUAAACUUUGCUUUAGAAAUUCAACCAACGAUACACUACUCCUCUCAUGUCUUUGGAGGGAUUGUGGACCCUGUAGCGCAGACUAUGUACGGAAGCACGAUGGUUAGAAGAUACCACACGACUCUUCCUUUAAACAUCAGCUUACAAGUCGACGUAACAAAACACGUCUUUCAACUCAACAUCCAGCCACAACUAACCAAGAUCUUCUACCACAAGUCAGAUGCUGCUACCUUUAUUCGAAAGAACUAUGUGAGUCAACCACCAGAAGAACACUUCCUAGGACAGUAUUUGCCAAUCAGGACUUUACCAAUUCCACUGAAGUAUGAUGAAGUUUAUGGUCGACAAUUAUUUGGACUGGGACUCCAUGUUAAAGGAAUUGCAGAAACCAUCUGGUCUGACAUCCCACUACACCUGAGCCGUACGACACAGGAAAAGGGCUACCUAGCUGGAAUUCUGGAGGUUAUUAGUAAUCCUGGUAAGAAGUACCGCGAAUUCGUCGUUUCGCUAGAACCAGAUCAUCAGACACCAAUCUAUGAGUAUAACAUCAAGUUCCAGUACAAACGAAUGUUGGAGAAAGAUGAACCACAGCUGUAUCGAAAAGAAAGAAACACCGGUAUUCUACAGAAAGCCUAUGAAUACCUCAAUUUACCUUUCACACGCGUCUACAAACCCUACCAUAGCGACGUUUUUUCAGGACCCAAAACUUACUUGCCAAGAACCACUAGCGAGUAUAGCGGAUCCAAUGUAAUUGACACAACUGUGACACAUGUUUGGUCUAUGGUUCUAGAAGGAAAAGGACCUGUCCCUAUCACAAACGUCUUAGACCUCUUUUACACACGAACUCUGGACUUUAGAACCAUCUGGACCAAAAUCCAUCUCCUUACGUCAACAACUGGACAAUACAGAUCCAACCCAGUAGAGAUGUGUUUCAACUCCGUUGUAAAAUUUCCCCCGAAACCAAAUGUUUUCCUCCUGGACACUGUCUUAACUAAUGAUCAAAAAGUGGACAUCAAUGCUGACAUCAGUUGGGGUUCAGAGUGUUUAACAUCACAAGAAAGGCACGUCUCUAUCAACGCUAUUGUGGAAAAAAGCAAUGAGCAGAAGAACGUACAUUAUGAACCAAGAAAACUUCCACGCAUGACUACACUGUACAACACCAACUACAUCGCUGGGCUCAGCGGACAAUGGUCACUUCCCUGGUACUACAAACAAUGCCAGAUUGACCAACAGCAGGGAAAAAGCCAGAGCUAUGCCUGCAAGUUGGCAAUAAUGGACGAUAGCUAUCUCAACAAAAUCACCAUGGAGAUCAACUACGAGAAA